CCAUAGAGGCAUUGACUUGUGUGAGCCUCACAUCUCUCUCUCUCUGCUGCUGUGCUUAAGAAAACCUUGAUCUUUUUUUUUCUUGUGCUUUCAAUCCCCUUCAAGGAUUUGCUACCAGUACAAGCAGAACACACACUGCAAGCAGCAGGUCAUAGCUCUACAACUACAGCAACAGGCACACUUUGUGUUAAUCACUGACUCACAAUCCUAUCUUCCAUGGCAUCUUCAUCAUAAAAAGGGGGAUACAACAACUGCUGCAGGCAAAGAAGAAGGACUCAUCUGGCUUCCGUAUCAGUUCCUAAACUUGGACUAGGAGAAAUAUAUGUAUAUAUUAUUUAUCUAGCUGUUUUUUUGGGGAUGCUAACACAGAACACAGAGGAGAUCUGCGAGUGUGGGAAAACAUUAAAGGAAACGCAGAACUAAAUGACAGGAUACAAGACGGAGAAGCAGAACAGUUCCUUCGGUUGUAGGACACAGAUCUGGUCGCUUUCCUGGAGCUAAGCUCGGAAUACAGGAUUUCUGCUGAUUGUUUUUUUGGGGGCUUUUUUGCCAUUUUUCAAGAUUUUGCUAAAGCUUCAGCCUAAGGAUGCAUCCCUGGUUGGUCUUCUGCUGGUGCUGGGUCCUGGUUGUCCAUAUAGCCAGAGCUACAAGGAAUGAUAAAUGUGGAGAUACUAUUAGGAUCACAAAUCCUAGCUACCUUACUUCUCCUGGAUAUCCAAAUUCCUAUCACCCAUCUGAAAAAUGUGAAUGGCUAAUACAGGCCCCAGAACAGUACCAGAGGAUAUUGAUUAACUUCAACCCCCACUUUGAUUUGGAAGACAGAGAGUGCAAAUAUGACUACGUGGAGGUGUUUGAUGGAGAAAAUGCCAAUGGACGUCUGUUGGGAAAGUUUUGUGGAAAAAUCGCUCCUUCUGCUUUGGUUUCCACAGGCCCGUCCUUGUUUAUCCGAUUCGUCUCCGACUAUGAAACUCCUGGGGCGGGUUUUUCAAUCCGCUACGAAAUUUUUAAAGCAGGUCCAGAAUGCUCUCGGAACUUUACAUCACUAAACGGAAUAAUAAAAUCACCAGGAUUCCCAGAAAAAUACCCCAAUGCUUUGGAAUGCACCUAUAUUUUAUUUGCACCGAAGAUGUCGGAGAUCAUAAUGGAAUUUGAAAGCUUUGAGUUAGAACCUGACUCCAACGCACCGGGCGGAAGGUCCUGCCGAUAUGACUAUUUGGAAAUUUGGGAUGGCUUUCCUGGAAUUGGACCUCACAUCGGACGCUACUGUGGACAGAACACCCCAGGGCGUAUUCGCUCAGCUACUGGCAUCCUCUCUAUGAUAUUUCACACCGACAAUGCAAUAGCCAAGGAGGGAUUCUCCGCGAACUACACCGUACUACAAAGCAAUGCUGAAGAAGAUUUUGAGUGCAAGGAACCUCUUGGGAUGGAAUCGGGGGAAAUUCAUUCUGACAGAAUAACGGUUUCAUCCCAGUAUAGCACCAACUGGUCUGCGGAAAGAUCGCGUCUGAAUUAUGUUGAAAAUGGAUGGACUCCAGGAGAGGAUUCUGUUAAGGAAUGGAUUCAGGUCGACCUUGGACUUCUCCGCUUUGUUUCUGGAAUCGGAACCCAGGGAGCCAUCUCUAAAGAAACCGGCAAGAAAUAUUAUGUAAAAUCCUACAAGGUCGAUAUUAGCUCUAACGGGGAAGACUGGAUUACUCUAAAAGACGGAGCUAAGCAUCUGGUCUUUUCAGGAAACACCAACCCAUUUGAUGUUGUCUAUAGAGCAUUCCCUAAACCGGUCCUAACCCGCUUUAUAAGGAUUCGGCCUGUAACUUGGGAGACCGGAAUAUCGCUAAGAUUUGAAGUUUAUGGUUGUAAGAUAACAGAUUAUCCGUGUUCUGGAAUGUUGGGCAUGGUAUCAGGACUCAUCUCUGACUCCCAGAUUACGGCUUCUAGUCAAGUGGAUCGCAAUUGGGUUCCUGAGUUUGCACGCCUUGUAACGAGUCGCUCUGGGUGGGCACUUCGGCCAUCCAAUGCCCACCCUUACACCAAGGAGUGGCUCCAGGUUGACCUUGGCGAAGAGAAGGUGAUACGUGGAAUUAUCAUUCAAGGUGGAAAGCAUAGGGAGAACAAGGUCUUCAUGAGAAAGUUCAAAAUCGGCUACAGUGACAAUGGAACAGAGUGGGAAAUGAUUAUGGACUCAAGCAGAAAUAAAGCAAAGACAUUUGAAGGAAACACAAACUACGAUACCCCAGAGUUAAGGACUUUCGCCCCCAUAUCAGCUCGCUUCAUCCGCGUGAUUCCUGAAAGAGCCUCCACCUCAGGGCUAGGAUUACGUCUGGAGCUUUUGGGCUGUGAACUGGAAGUGCCUACAUCCAUACCUACCACGCCUGAGGUCAACGUGCUGGACGAAUGCGAAGAAGAUCCGGCAAACUGCCAUAGUGGAACAGGUGAUGACUACAGACUUACAGCAGGAAGGACAGUGCAAAGUACCGAGGCCCCAACUACAGAGGACAAUAUAGACCCAACAGGCAUGGCACAUGAAGACCUCGAUUGCACGUUCGGAUGGGGAUUAGAGAAAACCACCUGUCUGUGGGAACAUGACAAUAGCUUAGGUCUGAAAUGGACUGUUCUGAACAGCAAAACUGGACCAGUUCGGGAUCACACCGGUGAUGGCAAUUUCCUUUACUCCGAGGCUGAUGAAAGGCACAGAGGUAAAGCCGCGCGAUUGCGGAGUCCUAUCAUUUCCUCCUCCAAAUCGGCUCACUGCAUGACCUUCUGGUACCAUUUCUCUGGCACCCACGUUGGCUCAUUGAGUAUUAAACUGAAGUAUGAGAAUCAAGAUGACUACGGACAAAACUUGUUGACCAUCAACGGCAAUCAAGGCAACCACUGGAGAGAAGCCAGAGUGUUUCUUCAGAAAUCCAUGAAGCAGUAUCGGGUAAUUGUGGAAGGUACAAUCGGCAAAGGGAGUAGCGGUGGAAUUGCGGUAGACGAUAUUAUUAUCACCAAUCAGAUUUCUAAAGAAAACUGUAAAGAAUCCCACGAGUCCGGCAAUGAACUGGAGGAAAUAUUGCAUGAAAAUGAUAAAACAGGCUUCACCCCCAACUACUCUGGCGAGCAUUUCAAUGAAAGCAUCUCCAAAAAGCCAGGAAAUGUGCUGAAAACCUUGGACCCCAUUCUCAUCACAAUCAUAGCAAUGAGCGCCUUGGGGGUACUGCUAGGGGCCAUCUGUGGAGUUGUCCUUUAUUGCGCAUGUUGGCACAACGGCAUGUCGGAGAGGAACUUAUCAGCCCUGGAGAAUUACAAUUUCGAACUGGUGGACGGUGUUAAGUUGAAAAAGGACAAACUAAACACACAGAAUUCAUAUUCAGAGGCAUGAAGCUACGAAGGAGGAGGGAAAUGUAACCGUUACAUUAAAAAGGAAAUGACUUAAAAUAACAGGUGGUUCGGAACCGACAAAGUUUUACUGUUCAGGCUUUUUGGUGCGUUGGAUGAUGCGGAGCCAAGCUUUUCUCAGGAGCUUCAGUGAAUAUACCUGAUACCUACGAACGUAUAUACAAUCUAAAUCUUGUACAGUCGGCUUUCUGUUUUGAAUAAUCAAAUGCUGGUUUUGAGACCAAUUCUGAUCGAUUUAUGGUUUGUAAUCUCUGUUCCCGUUACGUUGCGUUCUCCUGCUAUGGAUAUUCCUUUGUUGUGCGCGAAAUCCAAGAUGCUGUCGCAGAUGACACAAAGUGGGGUUCCCCGGAUGGACGCACAUCCCCCCCCCGGGUGCCUGCACCCGCAAAAAACCGUAGGACGUUCGACACAAGCCCUUCCUCCCAUGUCUGUGCAUAUCUGUCUGUGCUGUGUAUAAAGCAACAAAGACUUCAGAAGUCCUACAAUACGUACCACUAUUAAUGUUUCUGCAUUUUUAAAGCAAAGCUAUAAAUUAUUGUUGCUUUUCGGUGUAGUAAUCGAGCAAAGUGCUUAAAACGUCUAUACAGUACACACACCAUCAUUAAAUCCAACAGGCAAUAGAGGGUAACGACGACCCUUAUGAAAAUGUUGUUGGCACUGGCUAGUGGAUGUCCUCUCAAGUGCCUUUUUUUGUGUUUGUAUUGAUUUUUGACCGUGUUAUCACUGACUACAACGAUGUUCUUAUUGUAGGCCCUUGUCUCUAACUGUCUCUAGCUUAAAAAAAAGGUUUUUUUCGCAUAGUCUUUAGAAGACAAGGGCUAAAAAAAAAAGUUGUCCAUUUGGUUGAUGGGUUUCUAUCGCAAAACGUAUCUUUUGGUUGGUCCAUAAGUUUAUUGUAAAAAGCUGCAAUAUCUCAUUUUUUUGUGUUUUUUCUCUCUGUAGAAUGUAUUUAACAAUCUAUACUAUAUGUCGGCCAUAGUCAGAUAACCAUAAUGCAGCUUUGGGGCCGAGGAAAUGCAAAAAGAACCAAUAGGCCCUUUCUGCGUAGACCUUUUUUUUGCUGAAGGCCUAGGGUGAGGAACAUGUUGCAGAGCAAUGAGUUGAUCGCCGCUCUAAUGCCAAAAGGGUGACAAA
Spea bombifrons (plains spadefoot toad) is the source of this 4512-nucleotide messenger RNA. It is a transcript of the gene NRP1, whose product is annotated as neuropilin 1. NCBI's taxonomy places the organism in Eukaryota, Metazoa, Chordata, Amphibia, Anura, Pelobatidae. Gene Ontology annotation, molecular function: semaphorin receptor activity; vascular endothelial growth factor receptor activity. Gene Ontology annotation, biological process: axon guidance; vascular endothelial growth factor signaling pathway; angiogenesis. The transcript is spliced from 18 exons. Bases 587 to 3361 code for a protein of 924 amino acids. The record is from RefSeq and is a predicted model, not a curated record. Gene Ontology annotation, cellular component: membrane.